Messenger RNA from Rana temporaria (common frog), 1500 nucleotides. RefSeq names its product 3-galactosyl-N-acetylglucosaminide 4-alpha-L-fucosyltransferase FUT3-like. Lineage: Eukaryota; Metazoa; Chordata; Amphibia; Anura; Ranidae. Gene Ontology annotation, cellular component: membrane. The transcript is spliced from 2 exons. Gene Ontology annotation, molecular function: alpha-(1->3)-fucosyltransferase activity. The coding region runs from base 295 to 1344 and encodes 349 amino acids. The record is from RefSeq and is a predicted model, not a curated record.
CAAUCCUCUGCCACACCUGGGGGUGGUCUAUAUAUAUACAAAAUGAAGUGCAAGAUUAGAGCUAAGCUAACAUAAAUAGCUUGGGAAAGGGAGCGAGAGAACAAAUAAAGAUAACAUUCUUAUUUAAUCAGAUUCUUCUUGUUAUUUGGUCUUGGGUUGUUUAAAGUUACUGACUUAAGUUCUGUUUGGGAAAAAGAUAUUUGUUGGUGUAUAUGGAGCCUUUAACUCACAUGAAGAAAUAACUUGGAUGAAAUCCUUUUCUUUUACAAGUUUUUCCUGGAUGUAUAUUUCACAAUGACCCAAUCAGGUUUUCUUCAAUGGUGUUUUUUAUUUGCAACACAGGCUAUUUUGUUUAUUGUCUGUGCUGUGCUGCUUAACACGAACUGCAGAUAUAAUAUUCAGCCACAGUUCAGAAUGAAUCAACCUUCUUCCAAAACAGAAAAACAAAAGGAACAUCUCAUUCUUCUGUGGUCCCGACCUUUUGGGGAAUGGUUUCCGCUCAACCAGUGUCCAUUAGCUUCCUAUGGUGAUCCAUGCAUAUUUACUGACAAUAAAAGUUUUUAUCAUUUGGCAGAUGCAGUGGUUAUACAUCACAGAGAAGUGAGCUCCUCAUAUUUACUGUUGCCACAAAGUCCAAGACCUGAAAAACAGUACUGGGUUUGGUUUAAUAUGGAGUCCCCAAACAAUAGCCCAAAUUUAGGCAUGAUGAACAAUAUAAUUAACCUCACAAUGACUUACAGGGCAGACUCUGACAUCUUUACUCCUUAUGGAUGGAUAGAGAGACAUGAUGGGACGGAACUCUUCAGUAUACCAGCAAAAUCUAAGCUUGUAGCUUGGGUAGUGAGCAACUGGGACCCAAAUUUUGAAAGGUCUAAAUACUAUGAAGAACUUAAACAUCAUAUAGAAAUUGACCUCUAUGGAAGAUAUCAUAUGCAAUUACCAAAAGCCAACCAGUCCUUAAUUCUGUCCAAAUACAAGUUCUACUUGGCUUUUGAAAACUCUAAAGGCACUGAUUAUAUUACUGAAAAGCUUUGGAACAACGCUUUUCUUUCAGCAGCAGUGCCAAUUGUAAUGGGACCUUCUCGUGAAAACUAUGAACGUUUCAUUCCUCAAGAUUCCUUCAUUCAUGUAAAUGACUUCUCCACUACCCAGCAGUUAGCUGCUUACAUUUUAGAACUUGACAAAGACAAUGAAAAAUAUCAAACUUAUUUCCGUUGGAGGAAUGUUUUUAACCCUAAAAUACCUGAUGACUGGAGUACAUUCUACUGCAAAAUGUGUAAGACAUUAAAAGAUGCUCCAUCGUAUAGAAUCGUACCCAACCUGGAAAAAUGGUUUCGAACAUAAUUUUACAGCAAAUAAAAUGUUGUAGUGUUAACAUGUUCUGAUAAAGUGUAAACAUCAUAAUACGUGUAUCGUUGGCUACGAUUCUGAAGGAGCCGCUGGUAAUUGAUUGGGCCUGUACUCUGCUUUAACACCCCCCAAUAAUUUGGUCUCACUCCC